This is a messenger RNA of Ricinus communis (castor bean), 3829 nucleotides long. RefSeq names its product cation/H(+) antiporter 2. Gene Ontology annotation, molecular function: antiporter activity. The transcript is spliced from 5 exons. Gene Ontology annotation, biological process: regulation of pH; proton transmembrane transport. Gene Ontology annotation, cellular component: membrane; endomembrane system. NCBI's taxonomy places the organism in Eukaryota, Viridiplantae, Streptophyta, Magnoliopsida, Malpighiales, Euphorbiaceae. Bases 1266 to 3587 code for a protein of 773 amino acids. The record is from RefSeq and is a predicted model, not a curated record.
AAGAGAAGAGCCAUUUGGUGCAGGAUUGGAUAAGGAAACUUAAAGAUGCUGUCUUUGAUGCUGAUGACUUGUUGGAUGCUGCUGCAACCAGAGCUUCACAGCUUCAGUUAGAGACCCAUGGGAGGAGAAUUAAGAAGGUCCCGAAUUCUGCUAUUUAUCAUGCUCAUUGAGCCCUGAAGCAACAAUGGACCUAAUGUUAGUAAAGAUGCGAAAGAAUUUUUGGAGUUGGUCUUCGACUAGGCCAAAUGUGAUGAUAAUCAUUCUUUCAGCAGAUGAACCUUUGAUGAUCAAAUUAGUGAUUUUAAAGGGUGGACUGUACAAUACUUAGAAUUUUUUCUCUGUACAAGGAGAACAUAAAUUGAUAUAGAAGGACAUGGAGGUUUGUGAUUGAUCAUAUUGGAUUCGUACUGAUCAUUUUAUUUUUUCAUGGGUGAUUUGCAUCCUGAUAUGUAAAAGGUAGUUACGUUGUUCAUAAACUCUAAAAUGAAUGGAAUGCUGAAAUAGACAAAAUCUCUUAGCAAUUUUCCUGGAAAUAUCUUAUCCACCCAGUGCAUUAGCUUCCAUAACAUUACUGAAAACAGUUUGUUUUCAGAAAGCUUCAUAAAGGUGCAACCCAGCGCUAGAAAACUGUAUCCUCUGUUAGGUACUAAAAUUUUCUAUUUUAGGCACUGAAGCCAAGAAAUACGAGUAGUGACGAAAAUGCAGGAAAUUUAAAAUUGAGAUCUGAUGGACAGAAGUGAAAUUACAAUACUGGUAUUUAUAUAUUUUUAGUGUUUUGUGUUCAAAAUUUAUGUAAAUAUAGAUUAGAAAUAUCGAGGCUAUUAAAGAAUAAAAGAAAAUAGGUGAAACAGUUUGCGUUUUCUUUUCUCUUCUGUUAUAAUUCAACUGUGACUUUUGUUAAAUCAUCUGCUAGGCCAUUAUAAUUUAACUGUAACGUUUAACCUUUGUUAGACCAUAAUACGAAAAUAAAGGUCCUCCAUCCAUAAUUUCUUAGCCUGUCUUCUCCAUGAUCCUUGUGAUAAACCACAAAAAUUGACAAACAAAAUAAAAAGAAACAGAAAACUCAGAAACUAGAGAGAGAGGAGAGAGGGGGUUGAAGAAGAAGAACAACUUUUGCUAAGACUAUCACUCUCUCCCCUUCCCCUCCUUUCUCUUAAUUUAUUUUUCUUCCAAGGAACCUUCUCAAGCUUGUCAUAGCCCAUUUUCCACUCUUUCUUAUAACCUUUAAUACAAGCAUUUCGUCUGUUAAGUUUCUCUGAGAAGUAAUGGAUGCAGCAAGAAGAGCAUUGUGUCUUGACGAUCCUUUUAAUCCACUCGUUACAACCACCUUACAAGCUUCAGGAAUUCUCGUCAUUUCCCACUUCUUUCAUCUUAUUUUGAAACCCUUAGGGCAGCCUGGGCCUGUCGCUCAGAUCUUGGCUGGAAUUGUGCUGGGCCCUUCUUGUUUGUCUCAUUUCAGCAUAGUCAAAGAUGUAUUUAUUCAAUCUUCUUCAGCUGAUUAUUAUGAAGUGUUUUCAUCUAUCUUCUGCAUACUCUUUAUGUUCUUGAUCGGUCUGGAGACUGACAUUCCUUAUUUAAGGCGAAACCUGCGGAAGGCAACCAUUAUUGCAUACGGAGGAUUGACAGUGUGUAGCAUAUUUGGACUUGCUACUUCUUAUUUUAUCAUCCAUAUGUUAAAGCUUACUGCCCAUCCGUAUGCUCUUGCCAAUCUUAUUAUGAUUAUCCUAUCAAAUGCAGCCUCUCCUGUAGUGGUUCGCUUGGCGGCUGAGUUAAAAUUUUCUACCUCAGACACAGGAAGAUUGGCAAUUUGUUCUGCUUUGAUCAAUGAAAUGUCUUGUGUACUUUGGUUUUCUGUUUUAGUUGCCUUCAUGUCAUGGAAAAGGUUCGGAUGGGCGAUUCUUUUCCUUUCCAUGACUAUUGGACUCAUUGUUCUGAACAAAUAUUUAGCUGCAUGGUGUGACCAAAGGGACCGCAAUCAAAAAUAUGUGACAAACACAGAGAUGUAUUUCAUCUUGCUUCUUAUCAUUGCUGUUUCAUUUCUGAUUGAAGAAUAUGGAUUCAACAGCACAAUUUCUUCUUUCUUCAUCGGCUUGAUGUUCCCAAGGGAAGGCAAAACUGCCAGGACAUUCGGAGUUAAGCUUGCUUAUGCUGUUCACAACUUCAUUCUUCCAAUGUACUUUGGCUACAUUGGGUUUCAGUUCGAUGUAACAUAUCUGAAUAAUUACAGAAAUCUCAUCGCAGUUGUCCUGCUGAUCAUCCUGAGCAUGGGAGGAAAAAUUAUUGGCACUUUAGUUGCCUGUCAUUACCUAAAUGUUCCUGUAUUAGAUGGAAUUAUCAUUUCUUUCUUACUCAACUUGAAAGGGCAUGCUGAACUUCUAGUAGUUGGAGUACUAAGCAAGUCCAUUUUAAGGUCAUGGUGGGAUCAAAAUGUUCACAAUUUGGUGGUUAUUGUAGUAGUACUUAACACAGUGAUCUCAGGACCUGCAGUGGCUUACAUAUUAAGGAAAAAUGGAAAGUACUUUUCUCAGAAACAUACCUCACUUGAAGUUCGCCAACCCGAGACUGAACUUCGGAUGCUAACUUGUGUCUAUGAUUCACGGAAUAUAACAGGGAAAAUUGGGUUAAUCUUUGCAUUGGGUGGAUCUCUAGCAACUCCAACCACUGCUUACUUGAUGCAUCUAGUUGAGCUCCCAAAACGACAUCAAAAGAAGAAGCUAAUGUACCAUCAACUACGAGAUGGAGAUCAAUUUAGUGAUGAAGAGGAUUAUGGAGGGAAUGAUGUUUUGGAGAUAAACGAAGCUGUGGAUGCAUUAACAAUGGAGAACAAAUUCUCAAUCCAUCAGAGUAAAGUUGUAUCAUCUUUUCCAAGAAUGUAUGAAGAUGUCUGCGAUGGAAUUGAGGACUUGAGAGUAUCAAUUGUCUUGCUCACAUUUCACAAGCACCAGCGCCUUGAUGGACAAUUGGAGAAUGGCAGGGAAAUCAUCAGAUUAACUAACCAAAAGAUUCUGCGUCAUGCCUCUUGCUCGGUUGGGAUAUUCGUGGACAGAGGACAGACAGGAUUUCAACUGCCUACCUCUGAAACAGUACAGAACAUAGCAACAUUGUUUUUCGGAGGCCCUGAUGAUCGUGAAGCGUUGUCUUGCAGCCAAAGGAUUGUCGCGCAUCCUCAUAUUAAUUUCACACUCAUCUGCUUCCUGCCAUCAUCACCAAAUGAACAGAAAGGUUUCGUUGACAAAACAUCCCGUCGAAAUAGCGAAGUACUAAUGGAAAUGUACGAACAUGACAUGGAAGCCGAAACUGACAAGGCGUUUCUUGAUGACUUCUGUAACAGAUACGUGGCCUCAGGGAAAGCAGGAUACGAGGAGAAGUAUGUGGAUAAUGGGAUGCAGACAUUAGAGGCUUUGACAGAACUGGGACAGAGGUUUUCUCUGUUGAUAGUAGGGAAGGCAGGGAGAAAGAACUCUCCCAUCACUACAAGUUUGAGCGACUGGGAAGAGUGUCCAGAACUCGGAAGGAUUGGAGACAUUUUGGCAUCUUCAGAAUUCAACAUCAAUUCUUCAGUUUUAGUCAUUCAACAGCACCAAUGAUCAGAAACUAACCUUUAGAACAUGUUAUUAAUUAGGAAUGGUCAAUACUAAUUUAGCUUCAGUUAAUAGAACAUAAUUAUCUGCUGGUUUGAAAAUAGAUCUUAAUAUUGAAACUAGAUUCGACAAUGUUAUAACAUACUAAUCAUUUAACAAGUUUGCCUAGAAUGAUGGUCUUACUAAACAAAAUACUAAGUAAUUACUGGGUAUUCCGUCCUUUUAAUUCUAAACAAGAAUUUUUUUCA